Zerene cesonia (dogface butterfly) is the source of this 1154-nucleotide messenger RNA. RefSeq names its product DNA repair protein RAD51 homolog 4 (gene Rad51D). NCBI's taxonomy places the organism in Eukaryota, Metazoa, Arthropoda, Insecta, Lepidoptera, Pieridae. The transcript has 5 exons. Gene Ontology annotation, cellular component: replication fork; Rad51B-Rad51C-Rad51D-XRCC2 complex; centrosome. The coding region runs from base 134 to 1135 and encodes 333 amino acids. Gene Ontology annotation, biological process: telomere maintenance; double-strand break repair via homologous recombination; reciprocal meiotic recombination. Gene Ontology annotation, molecular function: single-stranded DNA binding; ATP-dependent DNA damage sensor activity; ATP binding. The record is from RefSeq and is a predicted model, not a curated record.
AAAUUAGUCAAACAAAAGAUUUUUUAAACUUUUGUUGUAUUGAAUAACAUUACAGAGAUGAAAAUUUUCAUCAAUUCCUAUAUGGUUCACUUAAAGCCCCUUAUAAAAUAUUGAUUUGAAAGUGAAACUUGAAAUGGAAAAACUUAAUAUCUCAAUGAGCCCAUACUUAUCAUCUGAAAUUGUGAAGAAAUUAGCGCAAAAUAGAAUUUUUACAAUACGAGAUUUAGUACAGGAGGACGUUGAAAAAUUGUCGCAUAUUACUAGAUUAAACAUCACAUGCAUAAUAGAUAUAAGAGAAAGUAUUUUUAAACUUUAUUCAGCGCCUAUAAAAAAUGGAUUUACCUUACUAUCCGAAUCUGCAAUAAAAGAAAGAUUCUUAAAAAGUGGUGUAAAGAGUCUAGAUACAGCAUUAAAUGGUGGUAUUCCCAUUGGAUAUAUAACUGAAGUAUGUGGCCUGGCUGGGGCAGGGAAAACACAGCUCUGUAUGCAGAUAGCUAUAAACUGUGUGCGCUCUAGUGAGAAAACAGUCCUGUACAUAGAUACAAAGGGUGAUUUCUCAGCUGUUAGAAUACAAAAGAUUCUAGAUUCAUGGCGGUUAUCCCAUAAGGAAAUGGCAAUAAUUAUGAUGAAAAUUAAAGUAGUUUAUGUAUGGUCAAUGGAAGAUUUAAUACAGUUAUUACAAGGCAUUAAACUCAAGAAAAUAUGUCUAGAUAGGUUGUCAUUAGUUAUAGUUGAUUCUUUGCCUAGUCUAAUGUUUCAACACUUUGGUGAUGACAAUAAAAUGGGUUUGAAGUUUUUGAAUAUAUUUGUAAACCAUGCAAGAUACUUAUGCCAAGAAUUUGAUAUCAGUGUUCUGUGUGUUAAUACUGUUACAAGAUGGAUUGAUCAAGAUGUACCAGAUGUAGAUGGCGAAACCAUGUGUUCAACAUCUAAAGAAAAUGUGUAUGUUGAGACGAAAAAUCGCUGCUUAGGAAAAUAUUGGAGUCAUAUACCUUUAAUUGUUUUGCUACUUGAAAAACCUAUUGCAACAAGCAAUGACAUAAAUAAUCAAAAUAUUAAUGUAACUGUGAUAGAUUCCAACAUGCACAAGAAUGCACAAUGUACUAUAAAAAUAGAUUGUUCGGGAGUCACUUAAUAAAGCUAUUACUGAAUCA